CUCCGAGAAAGCAAGAUGGGUCACCAGCACCUCUACUGGAGUCACCCGAGAAAAUUCAGCCAGGGUUCUCGCUCUUGCCGAGUCUGCUCAAACCGACACAGCCUGAUCCGGAAAUAUGGGCUCAACAUGUGCCGCCAGUGUUUCCGUCAGUACGCCAAGGACAUAGGCUUCAUUAAGUUGGACUAAAUGAUCUUCCUUGAAUUGGCUGUGGAGAAAUCUACCGUAAAGCAGAAACUAGUUUUUUGUACAUAAAAUAAAAUACUUCAGUUAUG
Messenger RNA from Talpa occidentalis (Iberian mole), 272 nucleotides. Its product is annotated as 40S ribosomal protein S29-like. Gene Ontology annotation, cellular component: ribosome; cytosolic small ribosomal subunit. Gene Ontology annotation, molecular function: zinc ion binding; structural constituent of ribosome. The record is from RefSeq and is a predicted model, not a curated record. Gene Ontology annotation, biological process: translation. Bases 16 to 186 code for a protein of 56 amino acids. NCBI's taxonomy places the organism in Eukaryota, Metazoa, Chordata, Mammalia, Eulipotyphla, Talpidae. The transcript has a single exon.